AGAGGUUUAGACAAAUCAUACAUACAGAUUUCAACCCCAAAACAAAAUGGCACCAACAAAAAAAGUAAUCCAACUCCUCGCAAACAUCCUAGACCUCUCCCACCCAACCCUGCAACAACAAUCCACGAGCAAAUCCGGAAUAUUCGACCAAAAACCUCAACCAAAACCAAAACGCCCAACAGAUUUACCAAAGAUUAUUGUUCCCCGUAAGCGAGAAACAUGUUCACCAGGAGCUUUGGAAGGGGUAUUGAAUUCUGGGGUUGAGUAUGUACGGCUUUUUCGGGUGUGUCGGGGUGAGCAGGUUGGUGAGGCUUGUGUUGGGGGUGUCAAAAAGGCUGAAGAGGGUGUAGAGCAACUCGUAAAAGAAAUCGACCAAACAAAACAAGACAUUCAAAAAACUUUUUCAGAAUCCGUUUCGUAUUGCACAAAAGAUCUCGUUACAUACCUCCAUACCCGAUUAUCCCAUCUCCAAGCCCUUCAUGAACGAGAUCUCGCGAGAGUGAGGCGAGCAUGCCGGGGACAAUUGGCAGAUAUGGUCGCACGAGUCGUAUCAGAUGCAAAGAAACAUCGCGAGACAGCCAACAUUGUCCUUCAAAACCGUCAUGAACUACAAUUGGAAUCUAUUCAGGAACAUAUAUUUGAUAUGAAGCGACAGGCACGGAGGAGGGCGGAUGUGAUUAGCAAGUUACGAAGUCAAGUUGCGAGAGCGCAUAUUGCGUUGAAGAAGCAUGGGAUUUACGAAAAUGAGGUCUCACAAAACAUUACAGACGACCGAAUCCGAACCGAAGACCUCCUAACCUCCCUCCAAACCUCCCUCCACGAAAAAGAACAAACAAUCAAAUCCCUAACAGAACGUCUAACAGAGCUAGACCAACAAGCCGAAAAAAAGCGAUCUACAUCCGCCAAUGCCACACGAAAAAGUUCGCGGAGAUCUUCUGUUAAGCAGGGGAGUGGAGGGGCCAGACGACCUACUCAGAGAGUUUAUGGAGAUCAUCGAAAGAGUAUAUUGGAAAAGGAUCGGAAAAUGAGUGUGGAGUGGAAAUCGGGUGUGGAGGAUGGGUUGAGUUCUCCUACACUUCCAUCUGUGGCGUACCAACAAGUACAUUCUCACCCCCAACAACCACAACCACAGCAACAGCAAGAUCAGCAAGAUCAACAAGAUCAACAACAACAGCAAGACCCACCCGCCCUAAAAGAAACAACAAUAGCCCUCCUAAACUCUCUAACAACACUGUACGAAACCCGCCUCGAAGACAUCCAAACCACCCAUAACACAACCCUAACCACCCUCCAAACCAACCUUACCACAAAAAUAGAGGAAUACCGUCUCGCAUGCCAAGAAGCCCAAGCUGCCCUCGCAGAUCCGAUUGUAAAGGGGUGUAUACGAGGGGGGUUGAAGACUGUUUCGCCGUUUGUGAGGGGGUUGUUUCCACGGGGUGUGAGAGAGGGGUUUAGAGAAGUCGGUGUUCAGUGUAAUUUGGAUCCGUUUUCGGGGGGUGGGGAGGGGAGUGGGUAG
Molecule: messenger RNA, 1516 nt
Organism: Spizellomyces punctatus DAOM BR117
Lineage: Eukaryota; Fungi; Chytridiomycota; Chytridiomycetes; Spizellomycetales; Spizellomycetaceae
Exons: 4
Coding region: 47-1516 (489 amino acids)
Source: RefSeq, a predicted model, not a curated record